Molecule: messenger RNA, 5304 nt
Organism: Symbiodinium sp. CCMP2456
Lineage: Eukaryota; Dinophyceae; Suessiales; Symbiodiniaceae
Source: the annotation of a GenBank genome assembly
AUGGGGAGCUUCUCGUCAUUCAAACCACGCCGGGGAUGCUUUGAAGCAAACCCCCCCUUCGCACCAGCUGUGAUCGCGGGAAUGAAGAAACACAUGCACAGCCUCUUGGCGGCGACCGAGGAGCCGCUGAGCUUCGUCAUUGCCAUCGCAAGUUGGGAGAAUCCCGAGGUCGCUGCUUUGAGAAAGUCUCCUUUUGCGCGUGGCCACAUCGUGGUGCCCAGGGACGAACAGGUGUGGCUAGAUGGCCUGCAGAGCCGCCGGGCUCCCGUGGAGCUUCUGAUUGUGGUCUUACAGAACGAUGCCGCUGCCUCUGACCAGAAGAUGAUGAUCUCGCGGGAGAAGCUGGAGCGGUUGCGUGAAAGCUGCACAGGAGAGGCCAAGCCUCUGGGCCCCAGGAAAAGGCCUCGCCCGGACACUUCGGUUGAGACUGCUCAGGCAGCAGCCGAUGGACAGGGCGAAACGCUUGAUGCAGGCCGGGCUCGAGCGAUCUCAAUUCGACCAGGCGGAGUGCUGUGGCGUGUGCCUCAUUGGCAGCUUGUCAAGCUGAAGCGCUUUUGCGCGUGGUUUCGCCUGAGAUCAGCUGCAAAGUCGUUCGGCUGGACCUCAAGCGUGACAGAUGGCUGGCACGCCCGCAACAUGCGCUUCUGGCUCAAGGAAGCCGCGACGGUGGACGGCAUGACGGGAGGUGGCGUUUCCGACCAGGAUCUGGUCUUCAACCAGCAGUUCAUGAGGAAGCUGGCACGCAUUCGUGGAAACUCCAAGGGUCGCUUUCAGCGUGCUUUGGACGUGGGCGCUGGCAUCGGUCGGCUGGCCAAAGGCGUCUUCCGCACGCACUGCGAUCGCGUCGACCUGCUGGAGCCCAUCGAGAAGCAUCUCCAAGUUGCCAGAAAGGAGCUCGACGACACAACUUGGCCGGGACACUUCAUCUGCGGCACGCUUCAAGAUUUUCAGCAGCCUCAGCAGUCGCUGUACGAUCUGGUGUGGUGCCAGUGGAUCUUCAUGUACAUCACAGAUGCAGAUGUAGUGAAGUUCCUCCGACGUGUCUCCGUGGAGCUCCUUGCGCCAGCCGGGACCGUCGUAGUGAAGGAGAAUGUCGCCCAAACCCGUGUUGGAUCUUAUUUCGACGAUGAGACGGGUGAGCUCUGGCGCGGCGCAAACGGUGGCUCCCAACGUAGUGGACCCAUGUCCGUCUUGCGGACCCCGCAACAUUACCUCAAGCUCUUCAGGGAAAGCGGGCUGGAGGUGCUCCUCCGCCGUCGACAGCUCUUCUCGCAAGAUGAGAUGCCCAUGACGCUGUUUGUACUGGCCGCGCCCUCGCGAUCUGAGACGGCCUGGUGCGCAGGGCUGCAGCAGCUGCCAGGGCAAUGCGCGAAGCCAGACACGGAACAAGCAGACGUCACUCUGCAACAGCAGACCCUCGCCGCGCAUGCCGUAUGGUUUAAGGUCAUAGGACAUGACGCGGUGGGGAGGUAUCUUUGGAACUUUCCUUCAGCUUUGGCGGGACGGCCCUGCUUCCUGCAGGACAGGCAUUUGCCAGGCCUGACCUCCUGGCUUCUGAUGUUGUGGAUAGUUUGGUUUUGCUUGCUUCUUCGAGCACUGUGCGUUGCUGUCGCGGAGACUCAAGAUGUUGUGCUCCAACGCCUGCGGCGUGGGCAGUCAAGGGCCGCCAAUGCCACGCUUCUGGUGGGAGGCCUCGUGCGCAACGCAGUUUUGCAUCUGCCUCAGCUCCGCCAGAGGAUCGAAACCCUGGCCGAUCAUUUCCGACGAGUACGAGUUAUUUUUGUUGAAAACGAUUCUACAGAUGGUACUGGGAAGUAUCUGGAUCACUGGUCCAAAACUGCGGCAGGAAAGACCAGCAUGAGAGCAAUCCGCCUGACGCUCUCACAGGAUCAACACAUAGGUCCAUACAAAAGCCGAGGUGAGCUCAAAUCCAAAGGAUGGGGUCACGAUGGAGUGCGCCUCCUAGCCAGGCUUAGGAACAAGUAUCUGAAGGAAUUCCGGAGAGAGACCCGGGGCACGGCCAACGAGCAUUGGAUUUUGAUGGUCGAUGCGGAUGUUGGAAUGGAGUGGUCUGCUUCGGUUCUGCUGGAAGCUCUUGGCCACGAGGCCCGAUGGCAUGCCCUUUGUGCGCAUACUUGGUAUCGCUCCAACAGCCUCUAUGAUGCAUUCGCAUUGCGAGGUGAGGGUUUGCAAGGCUUAUCUCCCGUAGAUUUUGAAGAGCAAGCUGGAAAGAGCUUCUUUCCCCAUGCUCUUUGUGGUCUGCAGAGACAGUGGGGAGAACAUUGCGACUGCGGAAUGGAGUUGCAAGAUCAGGAAAACACAUGCAGCUCCUGUGCUGCAUCUGCUACAGCACGCUCGCUCAUUCCAGUGGACAGCUGCUUUGGUGGUAUGGCACUUUACCACGAGGACCUGUUGCACAAGUUCGGCAGCUGCCGAUAUGAUGAGGGUCUUGACGACUGUGAACACGUGGCCCUGCACAGCUGCAUGCGAUCCCGUGGGGCGAUAAUCGUCUUGUACCCCAGGCUUGCUGCUCAAGCUAGCGCCGCGAACACCACGUGCUGUGUCGAAACAUGCAGCCAGGCGGAGGCAUUUCCAAUGUCCUUCCUGCCAUUUCAGCCGCAAUUCUCGGCAUCAGGGGCACGAGUGGCAGGGUUGUUGGCAGCAGGGAUGUCAUUCGAGGAGGAAGGCCAGUUGCAGGCAGCCCUUGAAAAGUACCAGGAGGCUGCGCGAAUUCCCAAAGACGCCGGUUUGGGUCUUCAGCGCUGGGCUGCACGUGCUGGACUUUUGGGAGCAUUUCUGCUUCUGCAGUACAAGCAAGCUGACAAAGCCCUACUGAUGAUAAGAGACAGACAAGGUACCCAGCUUCUCGCAAGCAAAGAUCCCUGGGCCGCGAUGAUGGUGGGCCACGUGCACGAGUUGCUUGACGAUUUGGCAGGUGCUGCAACAUGGUUCGAAAAUGCGAUCGAGACGUGGCCAACUGCUCCCGCAAUGUUGUGGAAGGCAGAGGAGCAUCAGGGAGCUUGGAUCAAAGCGCGGCUGUCAUGGCUUCCUGCAACCCAUGGCUCUGAGAAAGAAGCCAUAAAGGCGAUAGAAAACUUCACCAUAGGGCUCAGUGCGCUGAUCGUAGAAGAGGGGGCGCCGCUGAGAGGAAGAGGCUGUGGCAUACCAGCAGCCUUUGACACCCGUUCCGUCGAGAUGACUCGUUUAACUUAUCUCGGGCCGACGCUCGUCCCACAUUUGCCUGAGAUCGCAUCUGCAUUCUCACGACUUCAUCUCCGAUCACUUCGAAAUCUGGGCUUCGACGCCGCAGCCUUGCAGGCUCCAAGAGGCCUUCGCAAGUCUCCAGAAGUUCGAGUUGGAUUUGUUUCUGGGCUUUUUGGCGAUAGUGCCGUGGGCAACUUGGCCAGAGGGGUCAUUUGGCCUUUGCCAAAAUCUGUCUGGGUUGCUCUCUUGUGCCUCGGAAGUUUACAGCGUAAGUCCCCCAGCUCGGCGGUCGUGGAAGCGCUCCGGGAGCGUGCAGAUCAUGUGGAAGAAGCAUCCUACUGGAGCUCUACGUCGCCUGGCACGCCGAAGGAGCUGGGCCGCACCAGGACUGCGAUCUUGAAGUUGAGGCUCGACUGUCUGGUGUUCUUGGAAGUUGGUCUGGACGUGCGAAGCUUCACUCUGGCUCACAGCCGUUUGGCACCAUUGCAGAUGGUUACCUAUGGCCAUGCAUCCACCACGGGAAUUCCGACCAUCGAUGCUUUUCUGAGCUUCGAGGCUUUCGAGCCAAGUGAAUGGUUUCAUGCCCAGAGCCAGUACAGCGAGCAGCUCGUCCUGCUGAAAGGCCUCCCUUUCUUCGUGCCGAGCACAGAUCCCGGAGAGGCGGAAAAGGCUACGUCUACCCUUCGCUGGGCCUCACUGCUGGAGAGCUCUGGCACUGGAACCUGUGCCUUGACGAAAGCUUCCGAUCGUGUGUACCUGGUGGCACAGACGCUGUACAAGCUUGUGCCGGCCUUUGAUGAGGCGCUGGUAGGAAUUCUCAAGGCAGACCCGGACCCAGAGGCUGUUUUAGCGAUCCGGGUGGGGCACCCACAACCGCAGAUCCACGGGCGCAUUGCCGCCAGGCUUGCCCUUCAGCUGGAGCCGUCCCAGCUGGCUCGUGUGUGCUUCGUCCCGAUGCAGAACGCCAGCACCUACUUCUGGAUGCUGAAGCAUGCUAGUGUGGUUCUUGACACUUUCCCUCACGGAGGUCACACCACCACACUUGAUGCCUUGAGUGCUGGCCGUCCAUUAGUGACCCUGAAGGGACAGCAUCUUGCGGGAGGUUUUGCUGCAGGAUUCCUCCGAAUCCUCUUCGAGAAGAGCCUUCCAGAUGUGGGGAGUUGCUGUCUGGCGCUGACCGUCUCUGACUACGUCAAGAAGGCGGUUCUCCUGGCGUCGAAUCCUGACUACUCUAAGCGAGUUGGGUCCUGGAUCAGAGAGACUGCCCCGGCACGGGUCUUCCACCGGCGCGACGGAGCUGAAGCCUUGGCAGAGCUCUUGCUGGCGGUGUCAGGAAAGCCCCAAGAAGAAGGAGAUCCGAGAAAGCUAGAUGAUCGGGCUGAGCCACGCGGGCCUUGCCAUCAAGGGCAGGGGGUCACUCUUUCAGCGUAUCUUCAAGACCCUCGCCAGUUCACAUGGGGGAUCCUCCCCUUGGUCUUGCGCCCUCGCAGCUGGCGACAAGUUCAACCAGCCGACAAAGCUGCGGCAUCGGCAGUUCAGCACCAAUCGAUCUGGCCUAUGCACAUGGCAGUCUCCCCGAGCUUUGAGUUUCCGGUUGCCAGGCAGAGUUUUGCCACGGCCCUGGCCGGUCACGGCGGGCUUGCUGUGGCAUUCUGCUGUGCUGCCAUCUCUUUCCCCUGGCUGCUCUCCUGGGCACCACAGCUUCGCAAGAGUUUGCAGGGCUUUCAAAGCGGCACAGACGAGAUCCGGCUCGGCCUGGCUCACGCCCAUCAUGACUCGGCCGUUCUCUCGGUGCUGUAUCUUCUGACGCCAGACAGGCAGCUGGGUGCGGUGUCCCUCGAGUUUUGCGUGGCAGAGCUACAAAGGCAGCAGCCUGGCAUCCUGCCGGCUUGGGAGUGGAGCAUUGGAUCCAAGGCUUGCAGGUUCAAGCCAACGUCCCUGUUUGUGCGGCAAGACGCCUCGAGCGGGUCUGCCGAGCUGCUCCUGGUGGAUGAGUCAUCCUUUGCGGCGACUCUCCCGGGGCACGUGCUUGGAGCUCUUCUACAUCCUUUGCAAGCCAUUCCACUAGAGCAACCAGUGGAAGUAAACGGCUUGCGUUGA